CAGAAUGGCAUUAGCUGCUGAGGUCUUCAACGUUCCAUGUCUCCCACACAAUACCAGGUUUAGAGGGGGUUUUGCACACACAUCAGGUGCUACCAUGACGUCAGUCUCAUCAGUAAAGGUCCUGCAUCUUCUACAGAGCGUGUAUGGAUAUCCCCAGAGGAACAGAGCUGCUGGUUUGGUACAAUGACUCCUACACUUCCUUCUUUGGCAUCCCGCUGCAGUGCAUCGCUCAGGACGAAAACUUAAAUGUCCCAGCCACGGUGGUGGAAGCCAUGACCAGGCAGGAGUCCCUCCAGUCCUUCAGCAAGAACGGCAAACCCCCCUCCUCCUCGUCUUCCUCCUCAUCCCCCCCUUCCACCGCCCUCAUGCGCUCCAUGGUCUUCCCCCACUCCCCCUGCCCGAGGAAUUUCUCGCUGUUGGACAAGGUUGGGGUCGGGGUUCAGUCAGAGUCCAGUUUCAGCCAGUUGGGGUCGAAGAACCAGCGAAUCCUGGCGAGCCCAACCUCCACGAGCCAGCUGAGCAGUGAUUUCAGCGACUGGCACCUGUGGAAGUGUGGCCAGUGUUUCAAGACCUUCACUCAGAGGAUCUUGCUGCAGAUGCAUGUCUGUCCGCAGAAUCCUGACAGACCAUACCAGUGUGGCCACUGCUCCCAGUCUUUCUCUCAGCCAUCAGAUUUGAGGAACCACGUGGUGACGCACUCAAGCGACCGACCAUUCAAAUGCGGAUACUGCGGUCGUGCGUUCGCUGGUGCCACAACACUCAACAACCACAUCCGCACGCACACAGGGGAGAAGCCGUUCAAGUAAGUAACAGUGCGAGCGUUGCGACCGCAGCUUCACACAGGCCACUCAGCUCAGCCGCCAUCAGCGACUUCCCAACGAGUGUAAACCGGUGAACGAGAGCAGCGAGUCCAUCGAGGUGGAUUAACCUCUGACUGUUUUCUGACUGAGACCACGUCCACAUUAAGGCGGCUGCAUUUGAAAAACGCGUCUUUUUUUCUCUCCGUCCAUCCUCACUGAGCUGAUAUUCUUCUCAACCAAAAAUUAAGAUUUUUUGAUAAAAAAUCCCAAGCAGAUGAAUCUGAAACUGCUGGCUUCAUGUUUUAUUAAGAAUUUGUAUCAAAAGCAACAUUAGUGGUGCAUAAGCGCUACUGAAGCCGACUCAGACCUUCACUGUCCCCAGAGGCAAAGCUCCUGAGGAAGACACACCAUCUGCACCAGGCUGAUAUCAGAAAUCUAAUGGACAAAAAUAGUCGACUCCAUGACGAGUAUACACAAAGAAAACGGCUCCAUAUUUAUGUAUUGAUUUUAUUUCCCCGCUCUCUACAGUGAAACCAGAAAGCUCACAGUGAAACUGGGGGCCUCGAUCGAUAGUUAUAGAUAUAGUUAAUGAGUUAACAACAUAUGGACAUAUGGAGGUUUGCGUGAUUUAAACAGCUGCCUGUGGAUAUUAACUUCACUAAGCAUGCCAAAGGGGCAGAAAUACUACUGCGUGGGGUCCCGUAGUAACACAAGUUAUUGUGGAUUGUUACAUUUGAUGAAAUGUAAUCUAAUCUUUGAGAGCAGCGAGUGCCAACCAUGAAAAAACGCUUCAGAAAUUGCUUAGGGUUGCACAUUACACUUAUUUAGCCUUUAGUGUGAGCCUUUGGAAAACUACAAUAUAAGUCUGUUAAGUUAUUGCCAUGUGAUGUCCACUUUGUGAUGGCUCCUUUUAAAUGUCAGUACAGCCCAUCCAGGGGUACAGGUGUUGUUAUUAAGCUGUUUUCAUACCGAUUUUGUCAGAUGACUUGAUGAUCAGGAGAUACCGAUUUAAUGGUCUCAGUAGCAGGUAAACAGGUAGCAUUUAUGAGCCAGAUUCAAGUCAGUAUUUCGUACUUGUUCAGUUGUCUGACAGCAACAACUGAUUCGUGAGAUGGUCUGUAUUGAAACACAUUGUAGGUUGAUGAUGGAGAGUAGUCGGCACGUUAGCUGUGAUCAGCAGUUCUGCUGUUGGCUGACUAAAGAGGAAGACAGAGAAGAGACUUUACGGUUUUCCUGUUGUUUUGGCAUUUCAGUGUGGACGGAGAUCUUCAGGAAAACAACCUAAAAAAUGGCCGUCGUUCUUUAAGAGUGUUUUCAGAUGUAGCUGGCUUAUUGUGAACACAGACUGUUUACAGUUUUAACUUGACCGACUGACUGACUUCUGGAGAGGAGAGACAUUGAAGCCACAUUCAUCCUACUGAAGAGAAUCCUGAUUCAACCAAACCAAAGAUCCAUUUUUUUUUUUUCAGCAGAGAAGAACUUUAGGACAAAGGCGUCGAACUAACAAACUUUUUUGGACGAGGAUAUUUAUUGGAGACUUUUGGGAAUCCCGUCUGGUUUCCCUCCAAAGAAAACUCUUAGAUGAAACCAGGACAAAAACAAUAAAAUACCAAAAAAUUCAGACUGAUGGUCUGUCUGUAGCUUUACUUCUCGGUUUCUUUUUUCUUUUUGCAAAACCGAUGCCAAAGGAGGGCGCGACCAAAGCAAACUGACUGCGAAUGCACAACGAGCAACAACACGGACGUCUGAGGACGACGCUCGAGUUUUACAUCACAAAGUGAACAAAAUAAAAUGACAAGGAGUAUGUAUUGUGAAAAAAAUGACAAAAGAAAGGACAAAAGAAACAUAAAUUAUAUUUAUCUUCUUGCUCAUAUCAUGCUUCGAGCACUUUUGUUUUAAAAUGUUGAUAAUUUAAUUUUCUGAUGUUGGCAAAUGUAAAGACGACGGAGAAAGGAGGGAAAUACUGAAGAGAUAACAGAUGUGAUUUCUUAUAGAAAUAAUCUCACAGUUCAUAAAGAAAUGUGUUAAAUAUGAAGUUGACACCGCAUGUGUUUAAAAAUGUAUCUGGGUUAAAGUCAGUCCAUGUUUUUUGUCAUCUUAGCUUUUCUUACGUCGUGUUCCAUCUGUUCAGUUUGUGUUUUAUUUUUUUUUUUAUUUCAGUAUAAAGAUGCCAUGUGAUCAUCUGAAGCACAGACAUCAUAACAUCCAAAAAGGGCAAAUGUUUUCUGGUUUGACAAAUACUUUCUCAUCUCUCUCAUGAUAUGUUUUGUCUCAUAGAGUAUAUUUGCUACGCAAUGCAAGUUUGAAUCCAUUCACAGGCAAUCUCAGAUGUGUAAAUAUUCCUGUGUCAUCACGAUACACUUUGUAUUAAAAGGAGUGAGGGUAAAAGCACAGUUAAUUACAUGAACACCAAAUAGGUUUUUGUGCCUGAGAGUUUAAAAAGCUUUAAUAAUAAUAAUAAUCUGAAAACUAACUUCCCAAAGACCAACAGAGUGUUGAACCUGGUGGAAGUAAAUCUACCGUCCAAACUCAGCGGGAUGUUUCACUGCGGGAAAACACCUUUGCUUUUGUCACACAAACAUCUGUAAGAGUUCAUGACAUAGGUAGAUUUAUUUUGUCACAAUAUAUCCGGGUAUAGAGUGAAAUUGAGUUUAUAUCUCCCUUCUGCUACGUAGCAGACAAUAUGCAUUAAUAUAGAAGCAAUUUUAAAAAUGGC
Molecule: messenger RNA, 3516 nt
Organism: Micropterus dolomieu (smallmouth bass)
Lineage: Eukaryota; Metazoa; Chordata; Actinopteri; Centrarchiformes; Centrarchidae
Gene: prdm6
Product: PR domain containing 6
Exons: 5
Coding region: 144-806 (220 amino acids)
Cellular component (GO): nucleus
Source: RefSeq, a predicted model, not a curated record